AUGGCUUUAUUAGGAAAAACACUUAAAGGUAGAACAACUAAAGCUGGAGGCACAGAAUAAAAAAGAAACAUCAAAAUCAGAUAAAUUACUAAAUCAUAAUAAGAAUUUGAAGAAAGUCAAAAAUAGGCAUAAGUAAUUUAAGCAUUAGACAUAGUUUAAAAAAGAGUAACUGCGAAGCAAAAUUAGAGAAGAAUAAAAGAUUGUCAAUUUUAAUACAAAAAAACUUAUGGCAUAUUGGAGAAGAACUAUGAGAGCAGUUAAGACUGAAUAAUUGAAACUUGACAUAGAAUUAUAUUCAUAAAAUAAUAAAAGAGAAUUAGAUUCUAAAGAAGCAUUCAUUUAGAUGUUAGACAAGAAUUUAGAUGAAGCAGAAGAUUAAUAUUAAAUUGCUUUAAGAAAUCAUCUUAUACAUUUAGAAAACUUUCAUCUAUUAUAGGAAAGUAGAAAUAGAGCACUUUUAGAAGAAUUUGAAAGAGAUAUCAGAAUACUAUAAGAAGAAUUCUAAAUUGAAUUUGAUGAUAUGACUAAAACUCAUAAAUAAUAAGUUAAAGAGUUGGAAGACAUGAUUAAAACAGUGGAAGAAGAAGAAAAGAGAAAAGCAGAAUAAGCAAAAAAUUAGCAUUAAACUAAUAGAGAAGAAACUAAAAAUAAAGAUGUAGAGGAUACAAGUUAAAUGAAAUAAUAAUUAGAAGAUAAAUAAACUAAAUUUUAUAAUGAUUUAGAAUAAAUGCAUCAAAAAUAUUAAUCAGAUACUGCAAAGAAAACUGAAGAUCAUACUAAAUAUUAUGAUGCAAAUAAGGAUAUGUCUAAGAAAAUUGAAAGGUUAGUGAGAUCUAUUGCUAGUAAAAAAGCAAAAAUAGAUUUAACAAAAUAUAAAAUAUUGUAACAUACAAAAGAAUGUAAUGCAAGAAAUUAAGCUUUAAAAAAAGAAAAGGAGAAUAUUGCUAAGAAUUAUUAGGAUUUGAAAUAAAAAAUGAAUAAAUUUAGAGAAGAAUAAUAGAGAUUAUUAAAAGAAUUAGUUAACAAUAGUAGAAAUUCUGUUUUAAAAUUAACUGAAUAUAAGGAAUUAGGAGAAAAGAUACUUAAAACAGCUGAAUUAUGUAGAAGAUUGGAAACAGAAAGAGAAAAGGUAUUGCCUUUUUAUGAGGAUACAGUUGAUUUAGAUUAGAUUCCAGAGAAUUUGAAAAAUGACUUUGAAGCUAUUGAAAAAGAAUAAUAUGAAGAAUUUGCAUAUCUAAAUAAUUUCUAUAAAAGAUACAAUAAAGUAUUUAAAAUUAUAUUAUAUAUUAGGUUUUAUUAGAUAUUUUAGCAAUCUAAAAAUAAAAAGAGGCAUUAUAAAAUGAAAGUAAUUAAUUAUAAUCUUUACUCAAAUAAUAUUUGGAUGGAUUAUCUUGUAAUGAUGAUGUUUUAUCAAAUCCAAAUCCAUUAUUUGUUAAGAAUUUCAAUAUUGAUUUAGGUGAAAAAUAAGUAAUAGGUGAAUCUCAAUAAACAAUAAUUGAAGGAGUUUUUAAUGUAAGAAGUACAUAGAUGUAAUUAUAAGGAUAAAGAGUUGGACCAUUUUAAUGA
Molecule: messenger RNA, 1566 nt
Organism: Paramecium pentaurelia
Lineage: Eukaryota; Ciliophora; Oligohymenophorea; Peniculida; Parameciidae
Source: the annotation of a GenBank genome assembly